Molecule: messenger RNA, 2310 nt
Organism: Elaeis guineensis (African oil palm)
Lineage: Eukaryota; Viridiplantae; Streptophyta; Magnoliopsida; Arecales; Arecaceae
Product: beta-1,2-xylosyltransferase XYXT1
Molecular function (GO): glycosyltransferase activity
Source: RefSeq, a predicted model, not a curated record
UUACAAGGAAUCCUUUUCCAAAGCAUUCUCCAUCAUGAGCAACGGACUCCAGCGAAGACGGGAGCUUUCCACACCCAUUCAAAAUCCUCAUUGCAUUCCCCAGUCUCAUUAUCAACAAGACAAAAAAACCCAUACAUUUCUUUGGGAUGCAAUUUACUUCACCUUUUCCUCUCCAGGAAAAAUUCGCCCUUCCUGUCAAAAAAUGCCAUCAACUCUAUCACUUUCCCAUUUCUUAUCCAACGUAACUCCGGUCUUUUGUCGCAAAUUAUCCAUAUUAAAGGCGGUGGGCAGUAUAUUUGCAGCCAAGCUCACCACAGUCGGAGAGCAAAUUUUCUUCCUUCCAUUUUUUCUUCAACUUCGUCUGCGUCCUCUACAAAGCCUUGUUUCCACAAUACUUUAAUUUCCACAAUUGCAGAGAAAACACGAGCUGGUUGGCCUGACCAACAGAUGAAAGCAAUAAAGAGAGCCUGGUGAACAGCUUUCCGUUAAAUUCUUCCGGGACGAAGGUGUUUCAGAGGAGAUCAAGAGCCAUUGGUAUCUAGAAGAUGGGGAAUGAGAAGGAGUUGGUUAGGAACGUAGGUCGAAUUGAACCCCGAUCGCUUAGUUUAGGAUUGCUCGUCGGAUUCUUUCUUGCCUUGUUCACCUACAUCUCCAUGUCUGAUCGUUACACAACUCCUCUACUAACUGUUGAGUCCCGAGCAGCAUCAUCUUAUGGAGUUCCUACCAGUCCCAUGGUGGAAAACAAGAUGAAUUCAUCACAGCUAGAUGCAGGACCAAGAAAUGCUACGGAGGAGAAUCCGGGAUCAGAUCUGUUCAAGAAGAAUGAUGCUAUUAAAGUGCAACCGAGUUCAUCAUCUGUAAUUCAUGAUGCUUCCUCUGGAAGGCUGGAUGCAAGUAGUCCUCAGAAACUAGGGAAUGAAAACAUCAGAGAGGAUACGCAUGAGAAGGAUGGAGAAAAGAGGGUCUCAGACAAAACUUCUUCGACUCAGAAAGAAGAUAUCAUCAAUUCCAAGCGACCAGGUGAAAGGAGUGCGGAUGUCGAGCCUCAAAGGAAGCCAAUAUGCGAUUUUUCUAGUCGAAGAUCUGAUGUCUGUAAAAUGGAAGGAGACGUCAGGAUUCAUGGGAAGUCGUCCUCUGUGGUGUUUGUUACUUCCAAUCAAAUGGGAAAUCCAGAAUCAAAUGAAUCGUGGCGACUUAAAACUUAUGCUCGUAAGUUCGACAAAACCGCAAUGAAGAGAAUCAGGGAAGUGUCCGUUAAAAUGUCAAGUAGCAUUGAAGCCCCUCGUUGCACCCUUAAUCACAGCAUCCCCGCCGUUGUAUUUGCGGUUGGUGGGUACACCGGAAACGUAUACCAUGACUAUAGUGAUGCGUUGAUUCCUCUCUUCGUAACUUCGCGACAAUUUAACGGAGACGCCCAGUUACUCAUAACCAAUACACAGCUUUGGUGGGUGCACAAGUACCGCCACAUUCUGAAAAGCCUGAGUCGAUAUGAAAUUAUUGAUUUCGACAAUGAUGAUCAAGUUCGUUGCUACCCACAUGCGAUCGUCGGCCUCGAAAGCCAUGAAGAUAUGGCCAUCGACCCCUCGAGAGCUCCAAAUGGGUAUUCCAUGGUGGACUUCACAAAGUUUUUGAGGGGUGCCUACUCUCUUGAUCGAGACUCGCCCAUCAAGAUGGGAGAACAUCCUGAGAAGAAGCCAAGGCUUGUAAUCAUAGAUAGACUCCGAACCAGAAGACUUAUUAAUAUCAAGGAAAUUGUUAAAAUGGCGGGGGAGUUGGGCUAUGAGGUGCUGCGAGCAGAGGCCGAGUUUGGGACUGAAGUUGCUGAAUUUGCACAUCUCAUUAAUUCAUGCGAUGUGAUGAUGGGCGUGCAUGGGGCCGGACUCACAAAUUUGGUUCUCCUUCCAACGAAUGCAGUGUUUAUCCAGGUAGUCCCGUGGGGUAGGUUGGAAUCGAUAGCCAACUAUGACUUUGGGGACCCAGCCAGGAACAUGAAGCUGCAGUACUUGGAGUAUGGUAUCAGUGAAGAAGAAAGCACUCUGAUAAAUCUGUAUCCGAGAGACCAUCCUGUGUUCAAAGAUCCCAUGUCAAUUCACAGGCUCGGAUGGAAUGCUAUGGCGAAAGUAUACCUAGUUGAACAGAGUGUGAAGCUAGAUUUGAGAAGGUUUAGACCUGUUCUGCUGAAAGCCCUCGAGCUCCUCCAUUAACAAUAGAAUAAAUGCAUUGGUUGUAUCUUUAGCAUUCACGCUUUUAGUUAAUUAUUGUCUCACUACUUAAUUUGUUUUCAAUAAAGAAAGAGUUUCGUUCGUUUUU